AUGUCUUCUGAUAGUAUUGAUAUUGCCACUACUAGUAGUAGUGGUGGUGCUCAUGCUGCCAAUAACAGUGCUACUAGCAACACUAAGAAACAGAAUAUGUCUCCCCCCUUCGAUUCUCCGCUGCUUGCUGAUGAUGACCUUUUUAUCCAAGGCAUGCUACCAUUUGUUGGCGUUGGGCAGUACGCUUUUGUAGGAGCUGUCAACAAGAAGAUGAAUCAACUGUACAAGGACUACUGUAAAACUGAACUCAAGAAAAAGCCAAGAAAGGUAAAAGAUGGCAUUUGUUUCAGUCGCUCUGCAGAAAUCACGGACACUUUUUAUAGUGCUGCAUUUUGUAACCAGCCCCGUGCAGAAUACUGGCUCAGGGACGAUUCCAGCAACAAGGCACCUCAUCAUGAUAAUGUUUGCACUGCAAUUGCCAAAAUUGGAACUAUUAUGGUCAUGAAGUGGGCACACCAACAAGGAUUCCCAUGGGAUGAGUGGACGUGUAAGAAAGCUGCCGAACAUGGACAUUUGGAAAUGCUCCAAUGGCUGCGUGCAAUUGGGUGUCCAUGGAGUGAGUGGACAUGUCUACAUGCUGCUAAAGGUGGGCAUUUGGAAGUUUUAAAGUGGGCUCAUGAAAAUGGGUGUCCAUGGGAACAAGAACCGAUAUGUUUUUAUGCUGCUGAAGGUGGACAUUUUAAAAUGUUAGAGUGGGCUCGUGCGAAUGGGUGUCUAUGGGAUAACAGGACAUGUGCAGGUGCUGCUGAAGGUGGGCAUUUGAACAUUUUGAAGUGGUCCCGUGCAAACGGUUGUCCAUGGGAUGAAAAGACAUGUACCGCUGCUGCUCGAAAUGGUCAUUUGGAGGUUUUAAAGUGGGCUCGUGAAAAUGGUUGUCCAUGGGAUGAUUGGACAUGUGCUCUUGCUGCUGGCAAUGGCCAUUUGAAAAUUUUGAAGUGGGCGCAUGAAAAUGGGGGUCCAUGGUAUGAACGGACAUGUGCUUUGGCUGCUGGUGGUGGACAUUUGGAAAUGCUCCAAUGGUUAAAAGAGAAUGAUUGUCCAUGGAAUGAAAAGACAUGUACCGCUGCUGCUCGAAAUGGUCAUUUGGAAGUUUUAAAGUUGGCUCGUGCAAAUGGUUGUCCAUGGGAUGAAUCAACUUCUCGAUGUGCACGCAUUGCAAGCCACAGGGAAGUGAUCCAGCGGCUAUGUGACAAUGCUUGCCCUGGGUCUCGUCAAGAAGGGAUCUAG
Messenger RNA from Seminavis robusta, 1227 nucleotides. NCBI's taxonomy places the organism in Eukaryota, Bacillariophyta, Bacillariophyceae, Naviculales, Naviculaceae. The record is from the annotation of a GenBank genome assembly.